AUGAAGAGUGAUAAAAAUUACAAAGCAGAUUAUGAGGAGGAAAAGACAAAAUGCUACUUCCCUCAGACCAUAACUCAGGAGUAUGAAGCUAUUAAGAAGUUGGAGCAGUGUAAAGAUCACACCUACAAAAAGCAUCCUGACCAAACGAAAUUUACUCAAGUGACCGACUCUCCAGUUCAGAAGCAAGCAGAGAUCAAUAGCAAACAGCUGAGUGAUAUAAAGUAUAAAUCCAAAGGUGAAGAGAUUAUUCACAAGUACCACCUCCCUCCAGAUGUGCCCCAGUUCAUACAGGCUAAAGUUAAUGCCUACAAUAUUAGUGACAACUAUUACAAAACGGGAUUGGAAGAAUUAAAAUCAAGGGGAUAUGAUCUAAAAAGUGAUGCUAUUCCUAUCCGAGCUGCCAAGGCUGCCAGGCAGGCUGCCAGUGAUGUUAACUAUAAAAAAGCCUAUGAACUUGGCAAGGGUAAACUCGUUGGCUUCAGGAGCCUCCAAGAUGAUCCCAAGCUCGUUCACUACAUGAAGGUAGCCAAGCUGCAGUCUGAGCGAGAGUACAAGAAAGAUUAUGAGAAAACCAAAACUAGGAACAACAUUCCACUGGAUAUGGUCAAUGUUGUUGGUGCCAAGAAGGCUCAAGAGAUUGCCAGCAAUGCUAAUUACAAGAACCUCCUACACCAUUAUACUUACUUACCAGAUGCAAUGAGUGUGGAGCUGACCAAAAAUAUGAUGGAGAUUCAGAGUGAUAAUGCAUACAAAGCAGAUUAUAACAACUGGAUGAAAGGGAUUGGUUGGAUCCCCAUUGGCUCACUAGAAGUAGAAAAAGCUAAAAAAGCUGGAGAUGCCUUGAAUGAAAAGAAAUAUCGUCAGCAUCCAGACACCAUUAAAUUUACAAGUGUGGUAGACUCUCCAGUAAUGGUCCAAGCCAAACAGAAUUCAAUUCAACUCAAUGAUAAACUAUACAGAUCUUCUGGAGAGGAAGUUAAACAUAAAUAUACUCUUACCCCAGAUGUCCCACAGUUUAUCCAAGCUAGAUACAAUGCAGCUAACAUCAGUGAUGCAUAUUAUAAGCAAGACUACCAUGACCUAAUAGCUAAAGGGAACAAUGUGUCGCUUGAUGCUAUUCCAAUUACUCUAGCCAAGGCUUCAAGAAACAUUGCUAGUGAUUAUAAAUAUAAAGAAGCGUAUGAAAAGGCCAAAGGCAAGCAGGUUGGUUUCAGAAACCUGCAAGAUGACCCUAAGCUUGUCCACUACAUGAAGGUAGCAAAGAUUCAGUCCGAGCGUGAGUACAAGAAAGACUAUGAGAAGACCAAGACGAACUAUCACACGCCUCCUGACAUGUACAGUAUCCAGGCUGCUAAACAGUCUCAGGAUGUAGCUUCUAACGCCCACUACAAAAAUCUCAUCCAUCACUACACUUACCUGCCGGACGCCAUGGAUGUUGAACUUGCAAAGAACAUGAUGCAAAUUCAGAGCGAUAAUGCGUAUAAACAAGACUAUAAUAGCUGGUUCAAGGGUAUUGGAUGGAGUCCUCUUGGUUCACUGGAUGUUGAAAAAGCUAAAAAGGCUGGAGAGGCGUUAAAUGAAAAGAAAUACCGUCAGCACCCCGACACCAUCAAAUUUACAAGUAUACCAGAUUCAAUACCCAUGGUUUUAGCUCAGCACAACACCAAGCAACUGAGUGAUGUAACAUAUAAAAAAGAGGGUGAAAAAGUAAAACACAAAUACACCCUGGAUCCUGAUGUUCCUCAGUUUAUUCAAGCCAGGGUCAACGCCUUCAAUCUGAGUGAUGCGAACUACAAAGCAGACUGGAAAAAAACCAUCGCCAAAGGAUAUGAUCUGAAACCAGAUGCCAUUCCCAUUAUUGCUGCUAAAGCUUCUCGAAAUAUUGCGAGUGAUUACAAGUACAAGGAAUCAUAUGAGAAAGAAAAAGGCAAACAGGUUGGAUACCGUAGCCUGCAGGACGAUCCUAAACUUGUUCACUACAUGAACGUGGCCAAAAUACAAUCAGAUCGUGAAUACAAGAAGGAUUACGAAGUGACCAAGACCAAAUAUCACACUCCUUUGGAUAUGUUCAGUGUGAUGGCUGCCAAGAAAGCCCAGGAAGCAGUUACGAACGCUGGCUAUAAACAGCUCAUUCACGAUUACACGCUCUUGCCUGAUUCUGUGAAUCUGGAGCUAUCGAGAAAUGUGAUGCAGCUUCAGAGCGAU
Molecule: messenger RNA, 2205 nt
Organism: Leptosomus discolor (cuckoo roller)
Lineage: Eukaryota; Metazoa; Chordata; Aves; Leptosomiformes; Leptosomidae
Source: RefSeq, a predicted model, not a curated record